AUCAUUCGAUGUGAGACAAUGAGGAGGAUGGGUGAUCUCUUGGAGGAGAUGUGGCACUGAAGAGGUUACGGGUUCCUGGGCGAGGGGCUGAGCAUGAGGAGGGGGCCAGCGCAAUGUAUUGUUUAAAAAAAGAAACAAACCCCAAAGAACACGACACUUAACGGCACCUGCGCCUCCCCUAGGGAGAGGAUGAGAGAACAAACACGACAGAUGUCGGUGCUGUCGCUUAAUGCCUAACUGGAAGGCGCCCAGUCAUGGGUGUUGAGUAUCAGAGCCAGAGAGAGACUAGACCAGGCAUUAGCAGAGAGUUUUGAACAGUGGGGGAAGCAUUAUUGAAGCACCUAACUGUCAGUGGGGGUGUCCAGAGCAGAUGGUGACCAAGGGGGACUGCGGGCAGGGGCUGCUCCAGCCUGGUCCACAGCGGGGAGCAGGGCACUCCAGCCCAAAAGAGCUGAAGCGCACCCCCCUUUAAUUGGUUAACCGGUUAAACUUCAUGUUUAAACGGCUAACCAAUUACAGGGGAUUUUACAUCCCUAGUUGGAAGUGCCAUAGACCUCUGCCACACACGUGCUUCUUACCUGUAAUGGGCUGCUGCCAAGACAAAAACUACCAUUUCUAGUCCCCUUUGCUCUGCUACAACUGAGGCUUUUUAUCCAGGAAGAGUUUUGAAAAUCCCAGUUACCUUUCAUCGUUUGGGCUCUUUCACUCUCGGUUUCUCAGGCACCAGCACAAAGCUGGUUUGUUUGUGUCUCCAGCACUUCACUGGAAGGUUCAGUCCAGAUUAAAAUGGAGUGUGUUGAAGGAGUGAAAGAAAUGCUGUGCCUUGUUCUACACACAUUGGAGCUUUGGUCUUUUACAUACACCAUUUAUGCUCCUGAACCCUACAUUUUUGGCUAUUUUCCACACACAAAAAUGAGGAAUUGAAGUAAGCCCCAAAGAUGAUACUUUCAUUAUUUGUUGGUUGAUAAACUGCAUAAUGAGCCAUCAAAUGUGGCUGUAGCCGCAGCCAUAGUGUCACAAACUGAUCUUAGAAGAUCACAGGCUGAGCAGGAGUGAGUCAGUUUCACACUGCCUGCAAGACAAACCUAGUGGGUUCCAUGCAGUGUGGUCAGAUAUCUACUAGGUGUUGCCACUACCCAAAAUCCAGGGGUCCAUGUGCUAUUCGUCUGCAGGUGUUGAUUUCCAGAUGAGACAUAAAAUGGAAACCUUGAUCAUUCCUAUAAUUGUUGGUCUGAUGGCCAGAGUCCUGAACCUCAGUGCUCCUUGUACUUUCAGCCGUAUACAGGAUUUUUCUGUACUUCCUGGCCUGAUCUGUGAUGUAGUGUGGUCAUGCCAAUAGCUGUCACUUGAGCAGGUGCAUUUCACUGGGGAGUGGAAUGAUGCGAAUGCGGAGAGCGUUUAAGCACGAGAUUCCUCUGUCAACGUGAAUUCCUCUAAUAAGAAGUGGAAACAUUCUUAAUUUCCUGUUUCAGGUGAGGGCUCAAGACUCUAUUGAGCAGCGUGUAUGGAGCCGGCUGCUUGACGGGUGGAAGAGACCCAGGACCUUUCUCCGUCGUCCCUUCUCAUGUUUGCUGCCUUCCUCCGGAACCCACCAUGUCAGAUUUGAUCAUAAACCUGGAUGUGGGCCUCCAGCAGGCUCCCAAGAGGGGGACCGAAAGCAGCCAGAAACACCAGCGCUUUGUGAAACGGCGCCGCUUCCUGGAGAGGAGGGGUUUUCUGAAGCAGAAGCAGCUGCCGCCCCCGCAGCAUCGUCCCCCCAAAGGCCAGGUCUCCCGUCAAGACUCCAACUACUGGGAGAGGACUAAGAAGAAGUGGCUUGCCAACGACAGAGUAGGGACCGAUCAGAAUUCUUUCCAGACAGAUGGGUUUUCCCAUCAGCCCAAACCCUUCAUGACAAAUAACCAUUGUCAUUUUGGCCAGCCCAGCGCCACCACAGACUCUGGCUCCCAUAUGCCUUGUUUUCCUUUGGGGGUGAAGAAGGUGUCGUGUAGAUCAACUGUGGCCAGUGGGCCCCCAGGGAACCACAGCACCCAGCCCUUUGCUGACGUGCAGAAAGCCAGCUUGCUGAGCGAGUAUGACAGUGGCUUGUCCUCGGUGUCCGGGCCGGGCAAGCCCAGCAAAGUGGUGGCCAUGGACUGUGAGAUGGUGGGCACGGGCCCUGGCGGAAGGUGCAGUGACCUGGCCAGGUGUAGCAUUGUCAGUUACCAUGGUGACGUGGUGUAUGACAAGUACAUUAUGCCUGUUGACCCCAUUACGGACUACCGGACCCGGUGGAGCGGUAUCAGAAAGCACCACAUGAAGAACGCCACCCCUUUCAAAAUGGCCCAGAAAGAGAUCCUGAAGAUCCUGACAGGGAAGAUCGUGGUCGGCCAUGCCAUCCACAACGACUUCAAGGCGCUUAAGUAUUUCCACCCAAAAUCAGUGACUAGGGACACUCCGGAGUACGAGUCGGCCUCGCUGAAACGCCUCACCAAGCAGCUACUGCACAAAGACAUCCAGAUCGGCAAAAACGGCCACUCCUCGGUGGAAGACGCCAAAGCCACCAUGGAGUUGUACCGGGUGAUCGAGGCCGAGUGGGAGAGGCAGCUGGCGCUGAACCCUGAGCAGGAGGAGCACGUUCCAAGCAGCGAGUCCGAAUCAGACCUUUAAGGGAGAAGAUCUCGGGGGGCUGAAAGUGACGCUGGCAAAUAAACAUCUCCUACGGGCCUUUCCCUGGGGAGGUUUUGAUGGCA
Pelodiscus sinensis (Chinese soft-shelled turtle) is the source of this 2732-nucleotide messenger RNA. NCBI's taxonomy places the organism in Eukaryota, Metazoa, Chordata, Testudines, Trionychidae. The record is from RefSeq and is a predicted model, not a curated record.